GAUAUGUGGUAGCUGUUGCAUUCAGAGCAUGUAGGCCAGUCUGCCCUCAGCACUGACACAGUUUGCAGCCCCUCUGGGGGCAGAAGUGUGUCUUAUAUAGAGUUUCCCUCGUGCCUCCAGCGUUAUAAAUAAACACAAGUCAGUCUGUUUUGCUGGAGACAGACAACCUGCAGAGCUGUCCUUACAAUUUAAAGCAAACCGUGUUCACAGCUGUCUGGACUGUCAUCUCCAAACAAACUUGUCUCUUAGAAGAAUAUGGACAAUCAAACGUCAUCAGAGAAUGGGAAAAACAUGACAUUCAGGAUGAAGGACUCACACACGGGACUUGUCAAGAAUGUCACAGACGGCAGCCAUACUGACUCUGAAACAGAGACAAUCAUGCCCCUAGAUGAGCGUACACCACAUCCCAUAUUACAAAUGGACCAGGCGGUAAUGGACAACGUGGGAAAGCUUUUCGAACACUGCAUCCAGCAGGUGUCCCAUCUGGAGACACAGAGGAACGAGCUGAUACAAGAGCUCCUCGGUCUGCAGGAACCCAUUCUACGAGUUGUGGAGCACCUCAGAGGGAAGCUCCUGGAGACACAGAGGCUGCUCACGCUGGCUCAGAUGGAUUAUGUCGCUGUAUAUGAGGAAGUGAAGGAGGUGAAGAGGAAGCUUUUUGCAACAGCCAGAGACUGCAUCCAGAGCCAGGUGACGCUGGCUGAACGGGAGUACGAGGUGGCUCAGUCUGCUGUGUCACAGGAAGAGCUAAAGGCCCACAUCCAAAGUUUGACCCAGGAGUUGUCCGAGCUCCAGGAGGCCCAGCAGAACCAGCUAAACACCCUGCGGGACCAGGCCUCUAAACCCUGCAGGCCCAGGGCCAUGAGUGAUGUCAGCCAGUGCCGGCAGGCGUCUGUUAGGCUGCAGCGGCGCCUCAGCGGCAGCGUGAAGGCGCUGGAGGGCUGGUACGAGCCUCGGCUCAUGGCCCUGCUGAAGAGAAGGCAGGUCGGCGAGGACGCCUUGAGAAAGAGUAGGGAGCAGGCUAUGGACUUGAAGGCCAGGCUGGGGCCCCUGAGAGAGGGUAUACAGAGACUAGAGGUGCAGAGAGCCUGCCUGGUGCAGAGGGUCACUCUGAUGGAGAGAGAGAGGGAGGAGGGCGUCAUACAACACAAGGACACUGUGGGAAAACUAAAAGAGACUUUGAAAGAACUGGAAGUGGAGUUUGAGGUUCAAAGAACAUCUAAAAAAGAUUCGGAAGAUCAUAAUGAUAGCCUUCGAAAAGAGCUGACAUUUCUCAGAGGCUGUGAUGAACCCAGUGAAACCACUGCAGAGGAGGAUCCCUAAUUUUCUGUUUUCAGUAGAUAUUAAGCUUAUUAUCUACACCAGACCAAACCAUUGCACAGAAUUGACAUUUAAUCUAGAAAAGAAUAAAAUGAAACCUCAUAAUAUGCAGCAGA
Molecule: messenger RNA, 1436 nt
Organism: Etheostoma cragini (Arkansas darter)
Lineage: Eukaryota; Metazoa; Chordata; Actinopteri; Perciformes; Percidae
Product: syncoilin-like
Exons: 5
Coding region: 256-1323 (355 amino acids)
Cellular component (GO): intermediate filament
Source: RefSeq, a predicted model, not a curated record